Messenger RNA from Haliaeetus leucocephalus (bald eagle), 865 nucleotides. It is a transcript of the gene SLC35G1, whose product is annotated as solute carrier family 35, member G1. Bases 44 to 442 code for a protein of 132 amino acids. The record is from RefSeq and is a predicted model, not a curated record. The transcript has 3 exons. NCBI's taxonomy places the organism in Eukaryota, Metazoa, Chordata, Aves, Accipitriformes, Accipitridae.
GGCUGCGAGGAGCCGGUAACAUCGCGGGCAGCCCGGCGUCCGCAUGGUGCUGUGUCAGGGCGGCGAGGCCGCCGCUGUUCCGGCCGCGGGCGGGAGGGAGCCGGAGGCGCCGCUGAGCCGGGAGGACGGUGCGGGGCGGCCGUGCCUGUGCCCGGCGCCCGGCAUGGAGGCGGCGGGCGCCGAAGAGCGCCGCGUUCGUGGCUGCUGCUCGGGCUUGUCCUGGCCGCGCUGCUGCAAGGCACCUGGAACAAAGAAAAAAGCUGCGUGUCCAGGACUUGGUCUGUUUUAUACCGUACUGUCUGCCUUCCUUUUCUCAGUGGCCUCUUUAUUUCUUAAAAAAAUAGAAGAUGUACAUUCAGUGGAAGUGAGUGCCUUUCGAUGUGUUUUCCAAAUGGCAUUUGUUCUUCCUGGUUUAAUAUAUUACAAGAUUCCUUGGCUCUAGCGCAAUGAUUCUUCUCUACUAUGCUUUCCAAGUCAUGCCACUAGCUGAUGCCACUGUUAUAACUUUUAGCAGUCCUGUUUUUACAUCAUUGCUGGCAUGGAUCUUUCUCAAAGAGAAAUACAGUAUUUGGGAUCUUCUGUUUACCCUCUUCGCAAUCACUGGAGUAGUUCUUAUUGCCAGACCACCAUUUCUGUUUGGGUCAAACGUUACGGGGAUUGAAGGAAGUUAUACAGAUCACCUUAAAGGAACUAUAGCAGCGAUCACAAGCACAGUAUCUGCAGCUUUGACUUUUGUUAUACUAAGGAAGGUGGGAAAAUCUGUGCAUUAUUUUUUGUCAAUUUGGUAUUAUGCAGUCAUUGGUUUAAUUGGAUGUGUUAUAGCAUUGUUUGUUAUGAAUGAAUGGCGUUUACCAUACUGUGGUAA